CGAGUACCUAGUGUAACCAGACAGCAGCCGAGUAACGCGCCACAAACGGUGAAAUCCCAGCUUUCGAAGCUACCCAAGAAUCCUUAGGCGCGUUUAGCUCAGAGGGGUUCAGAAGAGCCGAUUAUAUCCAUGAAAGACAAUGAACUUCGUGUUCCAUUGGACAGGAAUUCAAAAGCCACAGGUAGCAACCAAGCAAUACCCCCGCCGGAGAGAAUGGUUGACGCGGGAAAAGGAGAAGUAUAUAUCGGACAAAGCAGGAUAGAGCUCCAUAAGAACCGGGUGGAAGAGGCGGUCCUAAAACAGCUUGGAUAUCCUUACUUUGAAGAUGGCGAAUUUUUCAUCAUCUCGAAGCCUCCCUGGGAGGAGGUCAGGAAGGAGGUGCUUAAGUUGAGUCCGGCUCUAAGACAUAAACUUAAAUUCACAUUAGCCCGUGCCCAAGCGAGAAUUACGCAAAGCUCACAGUCGCCUUUACCAGACAUACCGGCUGUUUCUGCAAACAGUUCUAGGGUCCUGUCUGUCAAGAGAACAAUAUCUGAGGAUUGCACCCAAAAUCAUGGAAAUGAACCGCCAUUAAAACUUCUCUGCCUUGAGAUAGAGUCUAGACGACGGACAGGGCUACGCGUUGACCAUUUAAUAAGGGGUUCUAGAGCAUCUGCUAGAUGACUAUUCCUUCCAGGUCGCAAGUGUACUUUUUGGGCACACUGUAGCCACGCAUCUUUACGUAUAAUAAUAUAUGUAGCAUUAUAUCAAUUGAUACCAUUCACACCGCAGUCCGAUCAAAGCUGCAAUAAAUGGCCUGUCGGUAUGUUUUACUGCGAGUUUUUACUGCCGUUGAAAUUGAAUGUUGAUUGAUUGUAUUUCACCGUGUGGACGCUAAAAUUAUAACAAUUAGUUGAAAACAUCAACCG
Messenger RNA from Talaromyces proteolyticus, 908 nucleotides. RefSeq lists its product as uncharacterized. The transcript is spliced from 3 exons. The record is from RefSeq and is a predicted model, not a curated record. Lineage: Eukaryota; Fungi; Ascomycota; Eurotiomycetes; Eurotiales; Trichocomaceae. Bases 130 to 663 code for a protein of 177 amino acids.